UACAAAGUCUCUCUUUCGUUCUCAUGAACAAAAUCCUGAUCAACCCACGGCGCAAUCAAGGCGGACUGCGUUUUCCCGGUUCUUCUCUAUCUACUCUCUUCAUAAAGCAACGAAUAUAAGAAUUUCUUCAUACUAUUUCACGUCCGAUUAUUCGAUUCAGCGAUUCACACACUUGUUCUAGAAAUUUUUGCAUAUCGGUACUGUUCAUCGCCAUUGUCGAACCUUGGCGGCGCUAGCCAUAGUUAGGGUUUGGCCAUUUACAGACUUUUCUUUUUUGGUCAUUUAAUCGAGUGCAUAACUCCGACAAUUCAGGGGUAACCGGUUGUAUCAUCUUUUCUCUGGGUGGGUCUAGAAUGUUUCUUUUGAUGGUCUCUAAUUAUAGCCUUUGUUGCUGUUUUUUCUUUUCUUCUAUGAUGGGUCUGUAGUCUUUCCCACAAAGUUCUAUUCUUUGCCUCUUUAUUAUAGAAGAAGGAGGAUUUGAUGAGGUGAGGGCCUUCUGUCAUUGUUCUUCUUGAAUGUGGAAGCCCUUAUUGUAAGGGAAACUGAAAAUUGUGUAGUGUCUUUGGCAAAGUGACAAUUGAACACUAGUGAUCUGUCUGGGAUUUUAUUGAACAAUUUUGGUGGGGGGCAUUUCUUAUGCUUUGGAUUGCUGGCUGGUGCUCAAUUAAUCUAGUUUUGGGUUACAAAAGUAGCAAUUGAUUGUAAUACUAAUGAUAGUGGAUCAUCAUUCCGUAAAAUAUCUGAAUUAUUGAGUUGUGUCUCAAGAGAGUCUUGUUUGUUGUAUAUAAGAUUUCACUUUUAGUAUAUAAUGUUUAGUAGUAACUAUGGAAAGAAGUGAACCGACGUUGUUGAUUCCACAAUGGUUGAAAGGCAGUGGAAAUGUAACUAGUGGGGGCAUCACUAGUCAUCAAACACCAUUAUCCUCGUGGCUCUAUGAUGAUCAUUCUUCAUCAAAACAUACGAGAAAUAGGUCUACAAAUGUAAAUUCUCAUGAUAUAGGGCGAUCUAUUGCUGAUAGAACUGCGUCAACCUACUUUCGUCAAAGUUCCAGCAGUAAUGGAUUGGGUCGGACUCAAAGUAGUUUUGGAAGAGGCAGAGGUGAUAAUAGGCGAUGUGACUAUUCUGAUACUUUUGAAAACAUACUACAGAACAGGGUUGACAAGGAUUUGAGGCGUGCACAGUCUUUAAUAACUGGGAAAUUUAACAAUAAUAAAAGUAACCAAAAUAAUAGCAAUGGCCUGAGUGCUGGGAGCAGUCUGAUUAGCACAAUCCACAAGACUGCGUUUGAAAGAGACUUCCCAUCACUAGGUGCUGAUGAAAAGAAAACAACUUUGAAGGUACCAAGAGUUUCAUCACCUGUGGGCCAUUCAAUCAUAAUAGGCGGAGAUGGUUGGACAUCAGCUCUAGCAGAGGCUCCUACUAUAUUUGGAAGUGUAGGACCUGGUGCAGCUGUUCAACAACCUAUUACAUCAACUACUGCUUCAAUGGCGGCUACUGUGGCUCAGAGACCUUCUUGUGCCAAUAACAUCUCACAAGUAUUUUCAAGCUGUCCACUUUUUCAUUCUGGAAUAUGUUGUAAUAUCAAUGGCUCAUCUCACUUCUGAUUUUGUUGCAGUUAUCUGUUGAAAACCAGAGAGUAGAAGAGUUGGCUCUUAAGCAAUCCAGACAGUUAAUUCCUAUUCAAACUUUGUCAAAGUCGUCGGUAAGAUAUGUUUUAGAUGCUGUCAUUUUUAUGUGCCUAACACAUAGAAGCUAUUUUUAAGAUGCUUUCAUAACACCCACCC
Impatiens glandulifera is the source of this 1784-nucleotide messenger RNA. RefSeq lists its product as uncharacterized. The record is from RefSeq and is a predicted model, not a curated record. Lineage: Eukaryota; Viridiplantae; Streptophyta; Magnoliopsida; Ericales; Balsaminaceae. Bases 825 to 1604 code for a protein of 259 amino acids. The transcript is spliced from 2 exons.